Messenger RNA from Stereum hirsutum FP-91666 SS1, 4319 nucleotides. RefSeq lists its product as uncharacterized. The coding region runs from base 1 to 4215 and encodes 1404 amino acids. Gene Ontology annotation, molecular function: structural constituent of nuclear pore. NCBI's taxonomy places the organism in Eukaryota, Fungi, Basidiomycota, Agaricomycetes, Russulales, Stereaceae. The transcript is spliced from 9 exons. Gene Ontology annotation, cellular component: nuclear pore. The record is from RefSeq and is a predicted model, not a curated record.
AUGGCGAACCGGAUCCUGGUCGGCGCACAUCUCUCGUCGCUGUACUCGCCUGAGCACAUCCGCAUCGUCCCAGUCAACACCUCACGCCGCAAUGUCCCUUUGCCACCGCCACCCACAGAGUCGGACCCCCCACCAGAACACUGUCUUCAUGCCUCCACAUUCUACUCGCAGGAGACCGGCACGAUCUACAUUCGCCUCCUCCACGAUGGCCUUGUCCUAGAGCUGCUCACCCUCACCAACGACACAAAGCCAAUCCGCUUCGUCUUUCCAUCCCCUGUCAUACCCGCCCCGUCCAUCGGCAUCGUUGGCAGCGAACUCCACGUUCUCGCACUCACCUCUGCAGGCUCCCUAUAUCGCCUCACUCUGCCCUGCAGGCCGCCGCGCUUAUGGUUAGAGCCGUCGACACCUGACUGGCAAUACGAAUACCACCUCAAAAAUCCUCAACUUCUCACGAACGCUGUUGUUCAGGUUCAAGACCUCGACACCGUUUUUGUUGGUCUUGCAAAUGGCUCUCUCUUGCGUCUCACCUGUAACGUAUCAGAUGACCUUCCAUGGACGGAGCAGCCAGAGUACCCGUCUUCAUUCCUCUCCAGCUUCGCGUCCUUCCUCCCCGUCCAUCAUUCCUCCCCCACCGACUCUCAAAUCAUAUCCAUUGCAUGCUCGGAGCACGAAGAUUUUACUCAAUACGCCUGGACCCUCUCCAGAGACCGUACCCUACGCUUUUGGGCCCCCGGACGUGGCUGCAUUGGCACCAAAACCCUGCUGACGUCCCUGUCUUCUGGACGGGAAGUCACCCCCUUUCCUAUCCGUUCCGGUACACCUAAACCGGUCGUUCUCCUCGACCCCGAACCACAAAAGCUUCUCAGCGUUUUCUUCCACCCUCCGACGUCCUAUGAAUCAGAUGUCUAUGUUCUUGCGUUCGUCCCAACACCAUCCUCCACCGUGUCCGGCGGUUUCUUCCAGCUCUUCUCCGCAUCCCACGACGCGCUUACGCUCUUUGAUACCAUUGAGUGCUCACAGACAAGUGUGCACUCUCAUCUGCGGGAUUUCGCCGUCGUUGGAAACAAGCUAUACACUCUUUGGGACCGUCAAGGCGUGUCCGCAGUUGAAACCGUCGACGUUCCUCUCGGAGAGACAGAACUGAUGGACAGGACGUGGUACGAGUCUACCUAUCCAUACGAGCCAGAGCUCACGCCGGCAUACUUGGACGAGCGGCUGCUCUCCCCGGGCUCAAUGACCGACAAACUCUUUUCAGCCAUCAUGCGUCCCGGCACGUUCUCUGCUUUCACCCUCAGCACCGCCAUCCAACGAUACACCGACGCUUGCCUGUCCAUUCCCGGUCCCCCUCCCCCUCCGCAGCUCACGACAACGUAUGGUUCGGUGGGCGAAAAGAUCGCGGCCGUAGUUGGAUGUACGAUUCAGUUGACGAGAGAUCCGUUGACGGGCGCGCCUCAACAUGAAAAGUACUGGACGACGCUCAAGAGGGAUUGGGAGGGCUUCAUCGCCCGGUGUAGGGAGAUCGAGAGGAGUGCUCGUUGGCCUGUCGCUCUAGGCGUCAGUGACUCUGGCGAGAUCACGGUCGUCGAAAGGGAGCGCGUCAGCCUUCUGCUCGAGGACGACAUGGCCAUUCGGACUCAUCGCAUGCUUCGAGCUGACUGCGAGCUGGCACGGGUUUGGGUGCUUCCCAAGAUCGCCUGGACGUUGUACACUCAGCUAGGGCGGAGAACGGUUCGGAACCUCGAGGACGCCGUCAUCGAUCUCGCGCACCAGGAAAUUGCCUUCCCAUUCCACGACAUCAUCCCGCAUCAGGCGCAGAAGCAUCUGAUCAAGGAGGACAUCGACGAAGGCCUUGAGAGCUGGAUGAGCGGCCGGGUGCAGAGUGUGGAGGAUUACGACGAGUCGGCGAAGUGGGCCCUCGACCUGAUCGGUGGGCUAGAGUUCGUCGUCAAACGGGAAGAAGACGAGGUCCUGAUGCUCUUGCCGCAGAGCAAUUCGUCGGAAUGGUACAGGGCGCUGACCGCGAACUUCAUCUCGUAUUCCGCCCACGCGCGGUACGAAUUCUGCCUGAGCAUCAUCAUCUUGCUCUUCUUCCUCUCCGACGAGAUCCACGAAUGGUCGUCUACGGUUUUGGCAGAGCUCUUUGCGGUGUUCAGGGGCUCGGCAAUGCUGCAAUACGUCUGUCAGCAGCCUGCAGGGGAUCAGUCUACAUCGGGCAGCGUCGUGCGAGGUGGAUCGACUGCUCUCGAUGUGGCGGACGAAGUGGCCCUUCGGAUGCGGAAGCUCGACGUCUCAAGUCAGACGGUCACCACGACCAAUCUUCCUCUCCUCCAUCGGCUGCUGGCGCAAUAUGGCAUGGGCGGGAACUCAUCGAUCACCGCUACUGCCCACGCCUUCAUGGACACCUCGGGGCUGUUCAUGUCCAUGUCGCCGGCGAAUGUGGCGAAGCUGGAAAUGAUAUUCUGUGAGAAAUUGAGGGUGUUGGGACGGUACGAAGUGGCUAGGGAGAUGCUCGGUUGGUUGCCGAGAACACCGGCGGUCAUGUACUCCUGGGCCAGGGUAUGGCUGGAGGUGGGGAGGGAUGAGGAUGCAGUGGGUGCACUCGAGUGUCUUGCGGGCAGCUUUGGGCCAGCCAGUGGUCUUUCAGAGGAAGACGGCGAGGCCUUGCAAGCUGUUUUGCCUGGUAGAAUGCUGUUCGAUUCGACGUUCGGGUUCUAUCUGCAUGCGUCGGCCUUGUUCAAGGCUGCGGGCCUCACGGAGCACGAAGUAUAUUUCGCAAAGUUGGCCGUGUCGAUCGCUCCCGAAAAAUGGGACACAACCGAGCUGUGGCAUGCAAUCAUCAAGGGCUCAACCGAGCUAUGCUAUUGGGACGAUGCGUAUUCUGCACUCAUUGCUACGCCGAAUCUCACAGUGAAACGGGAGCUUACGAGGCAACUGGUCUACAAAAUGUGCGAGCUCGGCGCGGUCAAUAACUUAAUAAAGUAUAAUUUCGUUGGUGUCCAGGACGAAGUCGAAGAGUCCCUCUCGUUCAAGGUCCGGAAUGCGGACCCUCGGGUGCGGCCGUUUUACUCUAGGAUCCUCUAUACGUGGCAUAUCACUCGUAGCGACUACCGCAAAGCCGCGCUGGUCAUGUAUCAACGAGCACGCAGAUUUGCGGCACUGGCCGCAUUAGUACCACCAAACGAUCUCUCUCAGUUCCUGUUCCUCGCCGAACAACAGCUUGACGCCUAUCUCGUCGCUAUCAACGCGCUCAGCCUAGUGGAUUCGAAAGCCGGCGCGUAUAUCGUCCUGCCCGUUAAUGCCGACGAACCGUCAUCGCACCUUUCCGGUCUAGUCGGUCAAGCACGCAAGCGGAGAAAGCUCACGAAACAUAUACCGGAGAAUAGGUUCGCGGGUGGGAAGAGAGAUUCGGAGUUUGUUGGACUUCAGGAUGUGAGAGAGGAGUAUGCGUUCCUGAUCGCGAAGGUCGAGUUGAUUAAGAGAGACCCGGGGUUGUUGGGGGCUAGUGAGGUUCUGUUGUCGCCGACGUCGGUGGUUCUCUGGCUCGCGCAAAUGAAUCGCUUCGAUUUUGCAUUAUCCACUGCGCGGACACUACGCGUGGACAUGAGCGAUCUCUUCACGCAUUUAACUCACCAAUGCUUGAGAUUGUCACGAAGUAACGACAUGCUGACGGAAGGUGCUUCUGACUGGCUGCUCACGGAUAACAUGUCGUCCUGGAAAGGCACCACGGCGGAACGGGCGUGGCGAUACCUCAGACAGGCACUCGAACGACACGAUAGCCCCCAGGAGACGGACCUGAAGUAUAGCAAGAUCGUGUUCGAGACGAUUUCUGGGUUUGAUAGGUUGUCGAGUCCGCCGCCGUGGCUUGUUGGCUCGUUGGAGGCCCACCAUCCUGAGUGGCUGAUCCGGACUUAUUUGCGGUAUGAUGCUCUGGAAAGCGCAUUGGAGCAGACGAUCUCGCUUGUCAGAAAGGCCGAUGUACGUACCUCCGAAGGUCUUCCCCAGAGCGCCAUGUCGACAUGGCUGCCUUACACCCUCAUCGACCAGGUGCUCCUCGCCAGCGCAGAAGCAGAAGCGGAUGGCAGCUUGUCCGAGAGAGCACAGAAGAUGCGCGGGGAGAUGCAAGUGGAGAUCGAGAAUCGGACGAAGAAGAUGCAGCGGUUGAGUCAACAUUUGUGGGACUCGCGGCCCAAGAGUAUGACGGUUGCGGCGAGGUAGCGGGGUUGCCAUUCGGUCAGUUGGUUGGUUGGUGACUUGUGCUUGGGAGUGAUUCGUUGUUGUAUUGCUGUCUGUGCUUUCUUGAAUGAAGCUUUGCAUUUACG